Messenger RNA from Ostrea edulis (European flat oyster), 504 nucleotides. Its product is annotated as actin-binding Rho-activating protein-like. The coding region runs from base 1 to 441 and encodes 146 amino acids. Gene Ontology annotation, biological process: positive regulation of Rho protein signal transduction. The transcript has a single exon. The record is from RefSeq and is a predicted model, not a curated record. Gene Ontology annotation, molecular function: actin binding. NCBI's taxonomy places the organism in Eukaryota, Metazoa, Mollusca, Bivalvia, Ostreida, Ostreidae.
AUGGCGGACAUAACUCGGAAAGUAAACCAAUGGCAGAAAUUGUGUGACGAUCAUAAAGAAAAACAAAUGAUAAAUCCUUUCUCUGCUUGGGAGGGAGCGGCACACAGACAAAAACUGGAUAGAGACGACCCUAACUAUGGCCGUCCCGUGGAGGGGUCCAUGACGGAAUACAGAGGGCGGAAGGCAGGAGAACUCAUCAGCGGAGAAAUCCUGGAAUUGUGUCACGUGAUUGCUGAUCUCGGUCAGAGGAACGCGGACGCUUCGUUCAGUAUUUCUUUUGGACAACUAUUCGAAGCGUACACGACUAUAUCGAACAAACUUGUCGGCAUGUUGAUGCGAGCGCGAAAACAAAAGUUACUGACUUUUCCCGGUGAAAUGUUGUUUCAGAGACGAGAUGAUGAUGUGAUUAUUACAUUAUUCAAUAUUCCUGACACGGACUGACAAUAUCUGUGGAUGAUACGUUAUUUGUAGUAGAAAAACUCGAAUAAAAACUGCCAGAAUAUA